AACCCAGCUUUGCACCACCUACUGGACCUCCAAGCAAUUAAUUGCAGAAAUAUUGCAUUGUCGAGGACUAUACUUGGAUUCUAGGAAGGGCAUGGAUUUAGGGUAUUCUUCCUCGGACUCAGAUACCGACGAUGAGAAUGCAAAGAAGAGACGUCAUGAUGAAGACGCUAUAGAUGGCGGAAACAAAAAGGAAGAAGAGGUGACAAGUAUUGACAUUGACAUACGGAAGGUGUUUCAUCUGCACAGCACGGAGCAGUCGAAAAGGCGCAAACUUGAUGACCGAAGCGGUAAAAUUAGCCGGGCCAUCAGCAAGGUUUUGAACGACAAAGUCGAAAUAGAUUCGACUACAGGUGAUGAUGGUGAGCUUGAUGGUGGUGAGUCUGAAUCGGCGGGAAAAAAGGGGGUGAAGGACAAGCUGGGGAUACCCAAGGAUGCUGUAGUUGCGGAGCUCGAUAUGAGUGACUUCUACAAACAUAACCAGGAGGAGUUGGAGUCAGGACGGCUAAAUGCAGAACGGCAAGCGAAAAUAGGCGAUAUUGUCUAUCACCGGGAGGCGGGCCACUCCAACGCGGGAAGGUUGGACCGGGUCAUCCAAUUCAACCUCAACAACGAGGAGAAAAUCAUGUACCAGAACAAGGAAAGGAUCGCCAAGGAGAUGGCGAUUGCGAGGGAGAAGGCCAACGCAGGGCGUGGAUAGCUUCCGCACGUGUCGCAGCUCUCUGGAAGUCAAGUAGCUCAACUCGCUAUUAAAACUAUAUAUGUACACGUCAGAUAGUAGGUUAUAUACGUAAACGGGUCUCCUCAUAGAGCGCUUUUCUUUUCUUCCUCGUAUUCCUUCUGCAAUUGGUGGAUCGUGUCUUCGUCUAAUGGCGGGAUAGGAAUGUCGUCAAAGUCGUCCUGGUUCAAGAAGUUGUACGUGUAGGUGUAAAUUCCAACCGGAACCGCAAUGAGAAUGGCAAGGCCAAUCAUGUUCUUGACAAAGUAUGGCUGACGUGCACGUAGUAGCGCAGGCGACAUUCUGUAUGUGUGGGGCUCGUAGUAGCCGUUGUUGCUCAACAUGUUGCGUGCGAUAGAUGUGAAAUGCAUAGUUGGGCGUGGAUCAGUGGGUGGGUGUUGGC
Pichia membranifaciens NRRL Y-2026 is the source of this 1118-nucleotide messenger RNA. RefSeq lists its product as hypothetical. NCBI's taxonomy places the organism in Eukaryota, Fungi, Ascomycota, Pichiomycetes, Pichiales, Pichiaceae. The transcript has a single exon. The coding region runs from base 92 to 697 and encodes 201 amino acids. The record is from RefSeq and is a predicted model, not a curated record.